Messenger RNA from Odontomachus brunneus, 9359 nucleotides. It is a transcript of the gene Ptp69D, whose product is annotated as tyrosine-protein phosphatase 69D. The transcript has 11 exons. The record is from RefSeq and is a predicted model, not a curated record. Bases 631 to 5049 code for a protein of 1472 amino acids. Gene Ontology annotation, molecular function: protein tyrosine phosphatase activity; protein binding. Gene Ontology annotation, biological process: protein dephosphorylation. Lineage: Eukaryota; Metazoa; Arthropoda; Insecta; Hymenoptera; Formicidae.
CCUCCGGCGCAAUCCUCCCCUCGUCCGUCGGCAGCGCGUCGCUGGCUUGCGCGUGAUGCGAUUCAGUUCCGCUGGCGCACCGUUACGGGAGGUGAGGUGAUCCGCCGUCACCGUCGCGCGAGCGCCCGUCCGGCCGUCAGAGUGCCGCCGCCGCCGCCGCGAAUCGGGCCGAAGUGUCGAGAGAGCGAGCGAGAGAGCAAACGAGAGAAAGAGAAAGGAAGAUAGAUAGAAAGAAGAAAGAGCGCGUACGAUACGCACGUACUACGCGUCGCGCGCUAGAAAAGUUCCCGGGCGCCGGACUUCUGCGAGUCGCGCAAGUAAUGAGUGAGUGAGUUGACUAACAAGAGCCAGGGAUCAAGCGACCCAUCGCCGCCGCCGACGACGACUACACCCGCGCGACGACGCAUCAUCAUGGGCCUGUGAGGGCGGCGUUGAAGGAACGGGCCCCAAGGGGAGGAUCGCCGAACCGGGCGAGGACGACGGGCAGGAAGAGUCGGUUGGAGGAAGGGUAAGCGGGGGAGGCCGCUACCUGUCGCGGGGAACCAAGCCGAGAAGCGCAACUUGCCGACGCAAGUCUCGCAGGCAAGCAGGCACGACCAACCAACCAACCGACCGGCUGUCACGACCGCCAUGUUAUCCCGGAGCAGCAGCGGUGUUACGUCGUGCAUGCCGUCGUUGGCGCCGCUGCUCUGCUUCCUCGUGCUCGGCGCCGCCGGCCUCGACGAAUCCGGAGUAGAUAAAUCGACGGCGACGGAACCGAAAGCCGAGCGGACGCCGUUGCUGCAGUUCAAAUCGUCGCAGAAUGUCGACGGCAUAGAAGCGGACAGCACGCCGUCGCUGGAGUGUUGGCUCAACGUGCCGGGUCAGGUCUGGUGGAGCACCGGCGACAGAAACCUCACCACCGUCAACGCGAAUUCCAGCGGACGACUCGACAUCAAGAAGGCCAGCAGGAAUGACACGGGCGACUACAAGUGCAUGGCGCAGACCGCCGACGGCAAAUUGCUCGAGAAGAAUAUCCAUAUCAGAGUGAUAGAACCCGGCAAGAUAGUAUCCGGCGGCGACGUGAGAGCGAAUGUGACAGACUCGGCCAACCUGACGUGUCAUAUAUACGGUUAUCCAUUAUCUCAAUUUAGUUGGUUGAAAGAGAACGAUUCGGAGAGCAGCGAGCACUUGAGGAAUCUGACUGACGUCACGCCGAUAAACGACACUUACAGCAUCCUGUACCUGAAAUUCAAGAAUCUGGCCAAGUCGGGCAAGGAUAACGGCACGUAUGUGUGCCAGGCGAGUGACUACAACGGCGUGGUGAGCACCACCGUACACCUGUUCGUCAAUGACGUGCCAAAAGUUAGUAUAGACUUCAUGAAGGCGGUCGGCGCGGGUAGUAUAUAUCUAAAUUGGACCGUAAACGACGGCAACAAGCCUAUCGAGAAGUACUUCGUCUAUCAUAUGAAGAACGGCACGGACGGCUAUGUCUACUACAGGGAGCAGAUCGGCGGCGGUAACUCGAGUUAUAUCCUGAAAGGAUUCGAAAACGGCACCGCGUACAAGAUCGGCAUCACGGCUGUCAAUGGAUUGGGCUCGUCGCAUAUGCAGCAAGAUCCGCGGUGGAUCACUACGCUUGAGAAAGAUCCAGUCUUUGUGCCGAAGGUGUCUGUAAACGGUGUGACGCAGGACUCGAUCACGAUACGUUGGACCGUACCGCCAUUGGAUUUGAAGGAACACGUGCAGUAUUACAAUCUGAUGGCCACCCAUGCCGAUCAGAAGAGAGAAGCGGUGUAUCAUGCCGAGCCGAUCACUGUGUACGCCUUCAUAGGCCUCGAACCGGCGACCACUUAUAAGUUCAAGAUAGCCGCUUGUAGCGAGUACACGAAGCAGUGCGGCAAUUGGAGCGCCGAGGUGAACGGCACCACUCUGGACGGAAUGGCCAGUCCUCCGAAGAAUCUCACCGUUUAUUGUAGCUUCGACAACAUAAGCAGGACCAGUUACAUCUUUAUCACAUGGGAUCAUCCGGAGAAGCCAAAUGGUGUCAUACAGCGAUACAGUAUACAAGGGAACGGCACAGCUACGUUCAGAGAUGAAACGGGACGUCUGAACAACACUAGCUUUGAUCUGCCGAGUUGGAGCGUGUACAAGAAGAGCAACGCGCGAUAUGGUCACGCACUUCCCAAUACAAAUUACACGGUUCGUGUGCACGGAGUAACCAGGUCCCGCACUAACGGUAUGGACGCCGUAGGAAACUGUACAACGCCAGUAGCCGUCCCGGAUCGGGAGAAUAUGAACAUGCGUACUUGGCGCAAGAUCGAGAGCCAGGGCAGGCAAUUGUUCAAGCUCUAUCUGCCGCGCAUCAGCGAGCGAAACGGCCCGAUCUGCUGCUAUCGUGUGUACCUGGUAAAAUUGCCACCGCAGAAAUCGGUCAGCGACCUGCCGUCUCCGGAGGAGACCGUUGUCUACUCUUACCAAUACGCGCACAGCUCACCGAUCGGCGGCGCCUACAUCGCGGAAACGUUCGACAACGACCAGCUGUCGUCCGAGAUCUUCCUCGGCGACGGUGAGUCAUCCCAUGGCGGUGCGAUGUGCGAUAAGUGUUUCGGGUUGCGUCCGAAGCCGGCGCCGCCGGUAUUACACCUCGUUCCCGAAGUUCAGACGACCACCUCGACGAACAACGGAAGCAGCACCACCGUCCUCACAUCGACCAUGACACCGACGACGGCUGUGAGCAGCAUCAGCAGUAGUAGCAGCACGACCACCAGCACGUCCACUGUAUCAACCACCAGCACUGUUACCACCACCACCACCACCACUACAACCACUGUUACAAAAGUAGACACAACUACAGCCGUACCGUUGGUGAGAGAAGAUUUCACCGAAAAGGUGGAAAGACGGAAAAGAGAGGACUCGCCUGUGCAGAGAGCGUCGGUAGACGGGUCCGCGGAACCCAACGUGUUUUUGUCUCACGACGGAUUCUUCGACGAGACAUCGAAUUACACCGGUUUCAUCGAAGUUAUCGUGUUCAGUAGUCAGAAAGAUCAGUUCCUAGCGGCUUAUAGCAAUUACUUCCAUCCUCUCUACGGUGGGGUAGAUCCCCUCAGCAUCGCGGCCGUAGAAGUGACCACUUUAGGCGUGAUACUGCAGCUCUCCAUCGCUCUGAUAUUAUUCAUUAUUGUUCUGCUUAUCGCGCUGUGCAUAUUGCACAGAUACACAAAACGUGCGCAAGAAAGGGAGGAGAUCAUAACGCUACGCAAUAGCUUCAGGAGUCUAAGAGGAAGACAUCAGCUCGUGGCGGCAAGUCCACCAGACAUGCCACCUAUACCCAAGGGCGAGCUCCUCCAGGCAUACCUAGAACGCCACAGAGACUCGGAUUACGGUUUCCAGCACGAAUUCGAACUGCUGCCGGAUCGUUUCACGGACAGGACAACGCGCGCGUCCGAGGCGCAGGAGAAUCUUUAUAAGAAUCGUUACCCGGACAUCAAGUGUUACGAUCAAACGAGAGUGCGGCUAGCGCAGAUGGACGGUAUCUGCGGCUCCGAUUACAUCAACGCCAACUUCGUGCUAGGUUACAAAGAGCGCAAGAAGUUCAUUUGCGCCCAAGGCCCGAUGGAGAACACUGUGUGCGACUAUUGGCGUAUGAUCUGGGAGCAGCAUUUGGAACUGAUACUCAUGCUGACGAAUCUCGAGGAGUACUCGAAGACCAAGUGCGCCAAGUACUGGCCAGACAAGCGCGAGACCAAGAACUUCGGCGACAUCACCGUGGAGCACGUGAAGGAGCGCGCUUACUCGGACUACGUGGUGCGCGAACUGAAGAUGACGCGACUGGGCGAGCGCGACGCGCGCACGAUCGUGCAGUACCACUUCCUCGUGUGGAAAGAUUUCGUCGCGCCCGAGCACCCGCACGCGAUCCUGCGCUUCAUCAAGCGCGUCAACGAGGCGUACUCGCUGGAGAAGGGCCCGAUUCUCGUGCACUGCAGCGCCGGCGUCGGUCGAACCGGCACGUUAGUGGCGUUGGACUCCUUGCUGCAGCAGCUCGCUGAGGAAGGCCAAGUAUCCAUCUUCAACACCGUGUGCGAUCUGCGGCAUCAGCGCAACUUCCUCGUGCAAUCGCUUAAGCAGUACAUCUUCAUUUAUCGUGCGCUCAUGGAGAUGGCGCAGUACGGCGACACGGAGAUCCCGGCUUCGCAGCUCAAGGGUACAGUUGCCAAGCUCAGGCAGAGGGACAAUGGCAAGGAGAAGUGUAGGAUGGAGGAAGAGUAUGACAAAAUCAGUUCCGUGCUGGAGGACCGAAAAUCCUUCUCUGUCGGCGGCGGGGAGGAAAACAGGACGAAGAACAGAAGCGAAUUAGUGAUACCUUACGAUAGAAAUCGCGUGAUACUCACCCCAGUUCCGGGCAGGGAACACUCGACAUACAUAAACGCAUCGUUCAUCGAGGGCUACGACAAUUCCGAGUCAUUCGUCAUCACACAAGAUCCGCUGGAAACUACUAUAACGGAUUUCUGGCGGAUGAUCUCGGAACAAUGCAUCUCUACAAUAGUUAUGUUAUCUGACUUAAACGAAGGCCCGCGAAAGUGCCCGCGCUACUGGCCCGAUGACGAGACAGAUUACGAUCACAUAAGGGUCCGCUACAUCCACAGCGAGAGCUGUCCGUAUUACACACGUCGCGAGUUUUGCAUUUUGAACACAAAGACUGACGAGAGCGGAGUGGUGAAGCAAUACCAGUACCACGGCUGGCCGACGGUGGAGGGCGAAGUACCUGAAGUAACACGCGGUCUCAUCGAGCUCGUGGACCAAACACUCACGAACGAUGCCGAGACGAGCGGCUCGUUAGUCGUGCACUGCAGCUACGGAUCAGACCGGAGUUCCAUGUUCGUGGCACUAAGCAUACUGGUUCAGCAGCUACGUACCGAAAAGCGAGUGGACAUCUUCACGACAACGAAGAAAUUACGCUCUCAGAGACACGGCAUGAUCAGCACCUUUGCGCAGUAUGAGUUCCUUCACCGCGCCAUCGUGAAUUACUCGGAUCUGCACAACCUGGCCGACGACGAACCGGUGUCAUAAUGCCUGAGAACGCGAGGCUAGAUCGCACGAAAUACUCUGUUUGGCCGGACAUGUGCGUAAGGACGUUCCGCGACGAGUGUCCGAGAGUCCACGGACGAGUUCGAACGAGUUCGUACAUACGUUCGAACCAACCAAAGAUGAACGAGCACGUCAUCGAUGAACGAUCAUCGCCACAUCACCCUCAUCUCACCGUCAUCGUCAUUAUCGUCAUCGUCGUCAUCACCGUCAUCCUCGUCAUUAAGACAUAAACGGACUGCUGGCGCACACGCGGCGCGCGAAGGUUCGCCGUGUCGUCAUCUGGAGACUACUUGUACAUAAUAUAAUCCGCAAAUUUUACAUGUGCUGACCAUAAGCAGACUACUAGAGGGAGUUAAUAAACGCGCGUAAUCGUCGACGAGUCGCUAUUCCGUGAGGACUGUGGCGCGUUGGACGGGAAUCGGAAGUCGACAAGUGGUCUACAUUCAUUAUUACGUUAUAGAUUCCUGACGGGCAAGACUCGCGCGAACACGUCGCGAGGCUGUUACAGAAGCUUAUUUUUUAUCGAUAGUCUAAUGAUCCAGCGGAGCGUAACGUGUCCCAGUGCGCGUCGAAGUUUCGCAAUCGAGAUCCGGGAUGACGAGAGAGACGCUCUCGGAGCAGGGGCCGACAGGAUAGAGAUGUCAGGACUCUCUCUUUCUUUCUCUCUUUCUCGGUAUUGCUGUGCAGCGCUAUGGACUGUCGCAGUUGCGAGGGGAUGGGAAUGUAUUUGUAUAAAUAUGACCACGCACAUAUAUACGUUCUUCUGAUAAGUAUAUCGCGCUGGUCGGAGUAGUUCUUCGAAUUGUUUCGCUCACGAAGCUCCGGGCGAAGCGAUCAGGUGACUCUCGAACGCUACGACUACUCGCACAAUUCGAAAGCAAAUUACACAAGACUACUCCGAGAUUUCCGUUGACAGACGCGCGUUUUUGGCACUCGUUACGGAGCUUCUCACGAAACAAAGCUGAGCGAAAAUCGCGAUGAUCUUCGUUCGCUCCGAGAUGCUCCGAGAAGGGACGGACGUUUGCCUGUAACUUGCGCGGAACCUUGCUAUUUUAUAAUCCGCCGUAAUCGGCGAUAUCAAUUGACUGUACGCGCGUAUCGCGGUAUUUAUAUGUUCUUGGAUAAUAUAUGCGUUACUGUAUUACAACACGAUCUGCGCGUAUCCCGCGCGCGCUGAUUUCUCUUCUAAAUAAAGACUGAUAGUCUUAUUCCCUCAGUUUGGCACACGCGAUUACGCGCACCUACUUCGAUCGCACAAUACUGAGGUCGCCAUGAAUCAUAAUAAUAUCGUGGCUAGAGAGGCGGGAGAGCGAGAGAGUGGUCAUCUUCUUUUUUUACUUUUCAUACAUAGAAAAAUUGUAGGUAUCGAUGUAUGUAUGCGUACGUGAUAUGUGUAUACGCGAUGUGUGAUCUUUCCGCGCCUGACGAAGCCUGUGCUGACGCGACUUCUUGAACGCACCUCGACUUUGCCAACACAGAAAUCAGAGUCGUGGAUUCUGCAACGCUCUGUAGAGUCGCGCAGCUAAGGAUGGAAUCAAUUAUUUAUUCUAAUAUAGUUUGAUUAAUUAAUUAGGAAAUUAAAGAUGAAAAUAUAUAUGCUUUCAUGAAAUAUAUGCAUAACAAUCUAUUAUAAAAUAUUUGUAAAUUUUAUAUGGGUAUGUAUUAUAUUAUGUGUACAUAUAUAUUGAUACUAGAUUGAUUCUUUUAAACAAAACUAUGCAAAAUACUGCGAAAUAUUUUAUUAACUUUUAAUUACAUUUUAUAUGAUUGUGUUAUAUUUAAUCUUGAUUGUAGUAAGUUUUUGACAAGUAUACAUGACUUAUAAGUAAUUGAUUUCAUGGAAUUAUAUUUAGCUACUGUAUUGGGGGGGAGGAAGGAUUGCGACAUACGAAAAUAUAUCGAAGUUGAUUCCAUCCUUACGCACACAGCCCAGUUAUGCGCCCUAAACAUUAUUGUAUCAUCGGAUCUUUCUUCCUCUAUCACUGACAUCGCUUAAAAAAUGUUAUGUUGCGACGUAGCGCUUAAAAAAAAAAAAAAACGAUAAACGAACGGAAAUCGCUCGCACGAGUCUGACUUAAUUCGUAAUGAGUGGCGUCGAGUUGAAAGGCCCGCAUUCGCAUUCCGCUUUUAGCGAAUCUACGGUUUAUUUGUCUAAUAUGAAUAUUUAGUGUUAACGGAAGUCGUAUAACACGUGACAAGCACGUUUGGUGCGAGAUACGAUCUGUGAGCAAUGGCCAAAAAGACGGGGUUGGGCGGAAAAUAUCGUAAAAAUGUUAUUUCAUAUAUAAAAAACAAAUUCCGGCAGACCUGCUUGCGGACAUGUGAAUAAUAAAAUUUCACAAUGGGAAGGAAAGACAAAUGUGUGUGAUUUACGAUGUGUUAUACUUAAUUUACAUCCUUGAGAAUCUAUUCCAAAAAUACUUAGUACUACAUUUUAUUAAGUACUACAUUUUAUUAACUUGGUGAAGUAUUUUACAUGUAAUUUAAGACAAGUGAAAUAAUCAUUGGAUAUUUCUAAUAAUCAGCAUAUAUAGUUGAAACGCCGCCCGACCCUGUGAGGAAGAGACGACGACGGGAAAAUUGGCGACGUCGAUAUAAACAAGAAAAAGAAAAAAGAUACACGAACUUGUGUAGUUUAAGUGGCAAAAGAAGAAAGGAAUAGAAUUGUGCGUCUAAUUUCUUCGCACGCUCGUUCAGUUCUAGUCAAGUUUAAGCUCCAGCACGUGCGCUGCCAAGCCAUAGUGUUCGCAGGCAGGAGACAAUCAUGUUAAUUACGAUUCGCAACGUGUCGCCCGAUCAUUUUCUUCCCCUUUUUUCUUCUUCGCAUCAGGUAUCAGUCUCAUUUUAUUUUUUCUCCUCUUUCUUUUUUUUCUUUUUUUUUUACUAGAGGCCCUUCGAUUGGAGACACUGAAAGAGCGCCUCCUUGAUUUCGCGUUUAAGAAUUAUUAUUACUCAAAUAAUCGGAAAAAGUUACAAAAAAGAAUUCUAUAUCCGAAAAAAAUUACAAUUUUCCGCGAAGUUUUGUACAAAGUGAAGAAACCAGAGGAGCUUUGUUCUCAUGAUAAUUGUAGUGGACAAUCAUAUAAAAGUUGAAAUGCAAAGAAACUACGUACUCAUGUGUGCUUGCUUUUUCGCUUUUUAAAAUUUAGGGAGACUUGUGAGAUCUACGUGAGAUCUUCUGAGAGGCACUUGAGAAGAAUGAAAUCUCACUCUCGACGGUUCUGAUCAUCCGAGAUACCGCCUCAUUUUGUGACUCACAUUGAAGGGCCACCGAUCUUAAUUAACGUUAAACGCGCGCCCCAUAUUGGAUGAAUGUGUCCCGCCUUAUGACGCGAGAAAUGGAUAUAUUAGUUUUUAGUCGUUACCGCAUAACAAACUCGCUUCGGUUACGUUGUAGUUAAUAGAAUCUCUAAGAAAUAGAUAGAUACUCGCCGCAGCUGUAUUUAUAAAUAUAUUAUAUGCAGGGUGUUAAGAGAAAAGUAUUCAAGACUUGUAGAAUAGAAAAUACUCAGUAAACAUGAGCCGAAAAAUCAACCCUUGUAAAGUCAGAAGCAAUUUUGAUGAUAUACACGAUUAGUUUACUUAAUCGUUACACGUUUGCGCUGUGAAAACAGAAGAUUAUCUCAUGACAUCUUAUUACCGUGUUUGCGAAAGAUAAAUAAUUUUACAUCUCCAUUUUUACACGCAUUUCCCAAGAUUGUAUUAUCAUUUUACUUCAAUAUUAAGCAGUUGUCUUUGUAGUUAAGAACUGAUUUUUUACUCAGUUUAGUAAGUACUGUCUAUCCUACAAGUUUUGAACCCUUUUUCUUAACACUCUACAUGUACAUAUAGAUAUAUAUAUAAUAUAUAUAUUGUUAUUAUCGCGCGCCUAUAUCGCUGUUGCUAUUUGUAUCGAUAAAUGGUGUGACAAUACUUGUUUCGUGCCGAUAUCCCGUUGUUAUACACAUGUACGUUCUCCGCAGGGUCAUCCGACAUUUCGUUUUUACCGAUCAGUUAAUCAGUUGACACCUGAUUGUACGAUUAUUCUGUGCUUCUUCGAUUAGUUUUUUACACGAGCACAAUGAAUAAGAAUGAAGCGAAUAAUCCUUGGGGCGAGAGACAGCGAAGGCAUUCGUUUUGCGUUGCAGACUGCGAGACAGUGCUUUCCUUUUUUUUUUAUUCGCACGCAUCCGCAGAAUUUGAUACGAUCUCUUUUACAAUCAUCUUGGCGCAGGAGCGGACGGUUUUUAAUGACUUUAUAUUUUUACUAUGAAUAAUUGCUAGCGAAUAAUAAUAUAUACUUGAUAACGUAA